Sander lucioperca (pikeperch) is the source of this 2546-nucleotide messenger RNA. It is a transcript of the gene gpr25, whose product is annotated as G protein-coupled receptor 25. NCBI's taxonomy places the organism in Eukaryota, Metazoa, Chordata, Actinopteri, Perciformes, Percidae. Gene Ontology annotation, biological process: G protein-coupled receptor signaling pathway; immune response. The coding region runs from base 102 to 1220 and encodes 372 amino acids. The transcript has a single exon. Gene Ontology annotation, cellular component: membrane. Gene Ontology annotation, molecular function: G protein-coupled receptor activity. The record is from RefSeq and is a predicted model, not a curated record.
UUUCACAGUCAAUAUCAAGUAGCAGCAUGUUGACAUUGCUAGACUAACCACCCGGCCACAUACAACAGAUGUACUGCAGAACGUCUCUGUGAUCUCUUAGGAUGGACACCUACACAGAUUAUACACAUGAUUACGACACUGAGAACUUUACUUACGAUGAAUUAGUUAAUGUCACAGAUGACUGCUCUGUCUCACGCCUGCAUGGCUCCAACAUCUUCCUGCCCAUACUAUAUUUUCUCAUAUUUUUUACAGGCUUUCUGGGCAACCUCUUUGUUAUCUCAGUCGUGGGCAGCAAAGGUAGGAGAGGUGGGCGUCUGGUGGACACUUUUGUUGUCAACCUGGCCCUGGCUGACCUCGUCUUUGUCCUCACGCUGCCUCUGUGGGCCAUCUCUGCAAGCCAGAGUGGCUACUGGGACUUUGGGAGAAUUGGGGACCUGCUGUGUAAACUGAGCAGCUACAUUAUAGCUGUGAACCGCUUCUCCAACAUCUUCUUUCUCACCUGCAUGAGUGUCGAUCGUUACCUGGCUGUGGUGAAGCUGAUGGACUCGAGGUACCUCAGGAGCAGCAGGUGCAUCCGUGCCACUUGUGCUGCUGUGUGGUUGAGCUCGCUGGUGCUUGGCAUCCCAUCCCUGGUGUACCGCAGAGUGGAGCAGUCCAGUUAUGGACUCUCCUGCGUGGAAGAUAACAACUCAAGUUUUUUUCUUGGCCUGAGCCUCACCAUGGCGUUCCUCACCUUUGUCUUCCCAGUGUUAAUCAUCGUGCUCUGCUAUGGCACCAUCAUUGUGCAUCUCAACCACCACUGUGCUGCAAAUCCUCGAGCUGAAGCCCGUCGCAGACACUCCUUCAAGAUGGUCCUCUCCAUCAUAGUGGCCUUCGUGGUGUCCUGGCUCCCUUUCAACAUCUUCAAAAUCAUUAUAAUCAGCUCACAUCUCUUAAACGUUGAUCUGAGUUGUGAUGCUCAGACGUGGCAAAGAGAUGGGCUCCUCGUCUCGUGCUGCCUGGCCUUCCUCAACAGCUGUGUGAAUCCAGCCAUUUACUUUUUCCUGGACCAUCACUUCAGACGACGGGCCAAGCUCCUGUACAAGAACUGCAUAGGGCAGCCAAAUUUGCUGCAGAGCCACAACUCCUCAGCCUCAUUCACCAAUGUUGGCACUUCAGAGAGCUAUGGAACAAGUGUUGGGAGAACCCAGCUGCAGGUGGUUGAGUUGGAGAAGACAUAACUCUUUUCUUUAACUUUGAAUGUAGAAAAGUUAUUGUUUGAUUAUUAUUAUAUGAUAGCUUGUCAUGUUCAUUUUUAUAAUGAGAGACUUUGUGCAUAUUUUUCUCAAAGGAUGUUUAAAUAUGAAGUAAAAUCAGAUACAAGGCAAGAAAAGAGUUUUUUUCAAUUAGUGGCAUGAUGUGAUUUUCCUUUGUCAUACAUUUCCUUCAUUCAAAUUGUCUACAAAUAUUGAACAUGCUGUUUACACUGCUUAUAGUGUGUAGUGUGUAGUCUUGUAUGAAAACCCUUAUCGUUUUUUGCAGCAUUAGUAGAAUUCAAUUAAAUAAAUUUAGAGGUGUAAAUACAAUUUUUUAUAACUAUUUUUAUAUAUUGAAGGCAAUAAUCUAAUGUUGUUAAUGUAAAAUGUUUGGUGCAUGAAAAUUGUUGUGAUAAAGAAUAAAAAAAAAUGUGUGUAUUUGUAAGUUAAAGUGAGUUUUUAACUGAGGACACCAUAAUGUUUUCUAGUUGUUUUGCUGGUAAAAAUGAAAUAAUAAAAUAAAUAAAUUAUGAAGAUGAGAUAUUGAAUCAAAUGAAAUAAAUCAGCCAAAAAUAAUUGUUAAUUAAGGAUAACAGAGUUUAAGGUCAUGAUUUAAUUAUGUUACAAUAUAAAAGAGACAUAACAUCUCAAAUAUUUAUAACAAUCUUUUCCAUAAUUAGAAUCCAGAUACCAAAAACAGUUGAAGUAAAAUACAUCUGAGUUGUUGCACUCACAUUAAAAAUGCAUUCACAGCAUAUGAAAUCCUGCUGAUUAGACACAAUGAUACAGUUAGUCUCCCAUUAGACCUGCAGCCAAGACAGUCGUGUUUUACAGGAUCCAAUAUAUUAGAAUCUUGAAAUAAUGUUAGAAUAAAGAUGAUUUUAGUUAAAUUUAUGGAGAUUUAGAAAAAAAAACUUUUAUUAUAACAUGUUAGGAGCUUAGCAGCCUUAUUAAAUUCAAUUAUGCCAUUACUGCAGUUGUAAUUGCUUGUAACUGACAUUACCGAGGUUUAAAGCAAUUAAAUCAUUUUCUAUUUCUUUCUGUUGUGAAGACAACUAGCUGUAAGGUCGUAUUUGUAUCUAUUUUAAUAAUGUCCAGUGUUUCCAGAAACUGUUUCACUCUGUUUCAUGACUGUUAAGUCAUAUGUGUGGUUUGACUGAUGUUGUUCGAGUGCAGACUAAAAUAAAUUAAAAACACAGCAUGUAGACUAAAACCCCAAGAGAGUUGUGAAACAUGAGGUCAUUUAUGUUUUCCCUCUCUCAUGUGUGAGUUUCGCAGAAGAAAACAAGAACACAAAAAGAACUGUGAGAA